Messenger RNA from Camellia sinensis, 1746 nucleotides. RefSeq lists its product as uncharacterized. The record is from RefSeq and is a predicted model, not a curated record. NCBI's taxonomy places the organism in Eukaryota, Viridiplantae, Streptophyta, Magnoliopsida, Ericales, Theaceae.
UACAAAGCCCAAAAUCCGAGUCUCCUUUCUGCCCGUUUUCUCUGAGAGACCCACUUGAUUUUCAUAUCACCACAACACAUCCCACUGCCACUGCCACUCUCUCUCUCUCGUCUUUUUAUACAUUCUCUCUCGCAUCAGUCUAAAAAGUAACAAAGAUCAGAGAGACAACCAACAAUUUUGGGCAGCAAAUUUUCGGCAAAGUCAAUAUAUUCCAAAACCAAAGCAAUCAAAUUUAUCCCCACUCCACUUGCUACUCUACCACCACCAUGGUCGACGUCGACCGGAGAAUGACCUCUCUCAACCCGGCUCAUGUCGCCGGCCUCCGCCGCCUUUCCGCCCGUGCCGCCGCCUCCGCCGCUCCACCUCCCUCUGCCCCUCUUCCCGCCCGCAACGGCCUCAUCUCCUUCACUACUCUCGCUGUCAAAUUCAUCACCCACCUUAGGAACUCCGGAAUCCAAGUCCACCCCGGCUUGUCCGACGCCGAGUUUGCCCGAGCCGAAGCUGAGUUCGGCUUCGCAUUCCCUCCUGACCUCAAAGCCGUACUCUCCACAGGCUUGCCCGUCGGCCCCGGCUUCCCGGACUGGCGCUCAUCCGGGUCCGCUCGGCUUCACCUUCGUGCCUCCAUCGAUCUACCCAUUGCCGCAAUCUCAUUCCACAUCGCACGCAACGCUCUCUGGUCAAAGCGUUGGGGACUCAGACCCUCCGACCCAGAGAAAGCCCUCAAAAUCGCCAGAAACGCAAUCAAACGAGCGCCCCUUUUGAUACCCAUCUUCAAUCAUUGCUACAUUCCCUGUAAUCCCUGCUUAGCUGGAAACCCCAUCUUCUUCAUUGACGAGAAUCGAAUCUUUUGCUGUGGUUUCGAUCUCUCUGAUUUCUUUGAUCGCGAGUCUUACUUGUUCAACAACUCAGACCCUCAGGUCCUAUCAAAACAACGAUCAUUCAACGAGAAAUCUGCCGGGUCGUCAUCCAAUUUUUCUCGGAGAAGCCUCGACGCCGUGACCGCCGGUAGAACCCCCAGAUGGGUUGAGUUUUGGAGCGACGCCGCCGUGGAUCGGCGGCGAAGGAACUCUAAUUCGUCUUCUUCCUCCUCGUCCCCAGAACGGUACUUCGACAUGCCCAGAUCCGAAAUGCCAAAAUGGGUCGACGAGUACAUUGACCAGAUCGGGUCGGUGUUGAGAGAAGGCGGGUGGGACGAAUCGGACGUCUCCGAAAUCGUACACGUGUCGGCCUCUGGGUUCUUCGAAGGCGAGAUGGUUCUGUUAGACAACCAAGCGGUCCUCGACGCUCUGCUCCUGAAAGCGGAUCGCUUCUCGGAUUCGCUCCUGAAAGCCGGGUGGAACUCCGACGAGGUCUCGGAAGCGUUAGGGUUCGAUUUUCGACCGGAGAAGGAAAGGAAACCGGCCAAGAAGCUGCCCCCGGUUCUCGUUGAACGAUUCGGCAAACUGGCUGAGUCGGUUUCACGGUCAUGAUGAUGGAUUUUUACCGGCAACUGGCAGAUACGAGAUUCUUUUGGGUUUUUUUUUUUAAUAUUUUUUUUAUUAAAAAAAAAAAAUCUAGGCGGUUUCGCUGUACUAUGAAAGCUGUAUAAAAAAGAUUAAAGAGUUCAAAAUACUUGAUUGCUAGGUAUUUAUAUUGAAAUAAUUUUUUUUAAAUUUAUAUAUGUAUCACAAAUUUGUUAUUGUUGUUUGGUAAAUUGUUUGUAUAUAUUAUGAAGAAAUGAUAAUGCCAUGUUGUAUGUUGGUGUCA